Messenger RNA from Sporothrix brasiliensis 5110, 1338 nucleotides. RefSeq lists its product as uncharacterized. The transcript has a single exon. The record is from RefSeq and is a predicted model, not a curated record. Bases 1 to 1338 code for a protein of 445 amino acids. Lineage: Eukaryota; Fungi; Ascomycota; Sordariomycetes; Ophiostomatales; Ophiostomataceae.
AUGAAGUACUCCGCUGCUGUCCUGGUUGCCGGCCUCGGCCUGGCCUCUGCUGAGGGCGACGUUCUUCGCCUUCGUGAGGUGCCUCAAGAGCACUCGCACAACCGUUUCCUCGACCUUGUGCGCGCGUCGCUCAGCACCAACAAUCCCCAGAAGAUCCAAGAUCCCGUCUUCGGGCUUCUGGGCAACGCUGCUGCCGCUGCCGGUGCCGGCUCCGUUACCAACCUCGACUGUCUGCAGCAGGCCACGGCCGACCAGGCAUUCACCAACGCCAAGGCCGCGGGCGACAUCCCCGGCAUGGCUGGUGCUCUGCUGUACCGUGCCAUUGAGCGCAACACGGGUUCUGUCGGCCUGGCCAGCGUGAUCUGCAAUGAGACGGCCGCCAACCCCGAGAUCCAGGCUGUCUCGCAACACCAGGACCCCGCCAGUGCCAACGCUGCGACUGUCAACAAGGGUAUCACGCUCGCCCUGGCCAAGCAGCUUGCCGCCAUUGGUGCCGACCCGCUGCUGGCUCUGGAGAGUGGUACCUUUGCCCCCGGCAAGGUGGGCGACCCGACGGCCGCUGGCAACACGUGCGAUACCGAGAACGAUGAGCCCGGCUGUAUUUUCUCGGAGAACCUGCUGGUUCUCGACGCCAGCGAGGCCGAGAUCAGUUCCGCCGUCGCCGGCAUCACGCCCACCAUCACCGGCACUGGUGUUAUCCGUGCCACUGACAUCGACCUGGCUAAGCUGGCUGUUGCGACUGGUGCGGCUGGUGCGGCUGGUGCGACUGCCGCCGCCGGUACCGCUGCUGCCUCAUCUGAGGCCGCCUGCGCCGGCACCACGCGCACCGUUAUUGCCACUGUGACUGCCGCUGCUGCCACAGCCGCCGGCCCCUCGUGCAGCACCGUGGUCUCGACCGUGGCCGCCGCCGAGGCCAGCGCCCUUGUCGGCAAGCGCCAGUCGCCCCUGCGCCGCUCCCGUCCUCAGCGCCGCGCCGCUCUUGACUUUGGCUCUUGCGGUGCCCCGACUAUUCUCUUCGAAUCUGGUCUCGACGGCCGCAACACCGAGGCUUUCAUUGCUGAGGACCAGACCGACUUCAACCACGGCUCGGCCCUGAACAUUGCCGUCAUUGCCGGCUUCAUCUGCCAGCGCCUCGGCUCCUCUUGCAACGCCGCUGCCGACGCUCAGGCCUCGUGCACGGCUGCUUCGGCUGCCGCGGUGGCCACGACACAGAACCAGGCUGCUGCCGAUGCCUUCAACAACGCCCUCGGCCUGGGCAGCGGUGUUACUGCCGCCGCCGGCAACGCCGCCUCUGCGACUGCCUCCUCUGUUGUCGUCACUGUCACGAAGUGCUCAUAA